GCAUAAAGGACCGACGGGAAUCUGGGCUUUCCCACUCUGGUAGCAAAGGGGGGAAUUAUGGGUUGGUGGUCUGCUUCAUGUUAGGAGGACACCCCUCCAUCUGUUCACAGCUCAGCCUGCUUCCAAUUUAAAGCCUAGAUUUCAACACAAACUUCAAUUUCUAUUUCCCCAUUUUAAAUGCAAAGUAAGGCUCCUGGAUCCUAAUGUCUCUGCUCCUGGAAUUUGGAACACUUUCCCCCCAAAAAAUUGUCAGGCUGUUUGUUUAAAUACCUGCUUACUGUGGCACACAAUGGGCAGCUCUGAGAAGAAAAAUUGAUAAUCUUCACGGAAGAGUAAUUUGAAUGAAAUUACACUUGACAGCCAGCCUCUAAGCAAACAAGAGGCGCAAGGGAGCCUUCGCUGAGCUCUGAGGACUUGCCCAAGCCACUGCUGUUCGAGCCUCAGAGGGGGGGAAGACCCACCACGUUUUUUUUUUUUCCUCAACAUCUAAUUGAGCUUUUGAUUAAUUCCGUGCACCAGAUUCUACUGAAGAAAGGUAGCCAUGGAAGAGAAUAUGGAAGAGGGGCAGACACAGAAAGGGUGCUUUGAAUGCUGCAUUAAAUGUCUGGGAGGCAUUCCCUAUGCUUCUCUGAUUGCCACUAUCCUGCUUUAUGCGGGUGUUGCUCUGUUCUGUGGUUGUGGUCAUGAAGCACUUUCUGGAACUGUCAACAUUCUGCAAACCUACUUUGAGAUGGCAAGAACUGCUGGAGAUACCCUGGAUGUUUUCACCAUGAUUGACAUCUUCAAGUAUGUGAUCUAUGGCAUUGCUGCUGCUUUCUUUGUAUAUGGCAUCUUACUGAUGGUGGAAGGCUUCUUCACAACUGGGGCCAUCAAAGAUCUGUAUGGAGAUUUCAAAAUCACCACCUGUGGCAGAUGUGUGAGCGCUUGGUUUAUUAUGCUGACGUACCUUUUCAUGUUGGCCUGGCUGGGAGUCACGGCUUUCACCUCACUGCCAGUUUACAUGUACUUCAAUCUGUGGACCAUCUGCCGAAAUACCACUCUAGUGGAGGGAGCAAACCUCUGCCUGGACCUUCGUCAGUUUGGGAUUGUGACUAUUGGAGAGGAAAAGAAAAUUUGUACUGUCUCUGAGAAUUUUAUGAGAAUGUGUGAAUCUACUGAGCUGAACAUGACCUUCCACUUGUUUAUUGUGGCACUUGCGGGAGCUGGAGCAGCAGUCAUUGCUAUGGUUCACUACCUUAUGGUUCUGUCUGCUAACUGGGCCUAUGUGAAAGAUGCCUGCCGGAUGCAGAAAUACGAAGACAUCAAAUCAAAGGAGGAACAAGAACUUCAUGAUAUUCAUUCCACUCGCUCCAAAGAGCGGCUCAAUGCAUACACAUAAAUGAAUUUCUCUGUUCUUUCCAUUUGAAUGCAUUGGUGUUUAACUAAGGGCCAUCCAACCAUACAACAUUUGAAAAACAAAAUGAAUGUGCUUCUCAUCAAGGAUAUGUCGGGUGACUUAUGAACCAUCCAAGUACAAAUCCUUGUUGUUUAGCACUUAAUGUCUUAAUCUGUUAAAUUAGUAUAAUCAGGUCUCUUCUACGAGCUCUUAUACAGUCCUUUCUUUUAAUUUCUCAGACUUGAUAGUUCUAUAAGAUCAAAGAUAAUAACAUGAUCAAAUGUAAAAAUUGGUUUGAUUUUUUAACCAUUUCCAAAAUGUUAUACAUAACAUCUUUUACAUUAUUUCUUAUGUUUUGAAAAGAAAAUAGCUUUUUUAUACAUUUUAGUUUUGAUUUCAGUAACUAGUUUAACUACAGGUAACCUUCAAAGGGACUAUUGUAUAUUAUGAACAUGAGAUAGAGAUGACAUCAUGGUGACUCUUCCUGAAAUACAGAAAUCUUUUCUGGAGAUCAGUGGCCACAUGAUCAUAGGCCCUGGUUAAUGGUUUCAUCAAUCUAAGGUGCAAUUUCUAAAUUCUUAAAGGUAGAUUAAAAAAAAGUGCUUCUUAUCUUUGUUAACAUUGUAUUUUUUCUUGAUGUACUUAAGAACGCAUUUCUCUCUGAUUACUCAUAUUUAUGUUGUGCGCAUGUAGAAACAGUAAUGCUAAUGCAUGGCUAGUUGCCUUUCUAAGACUGUGACACCAGGCUAACCUUCUGAAGUUUAGUAUAGAAAUAAUCUCACUGGAACUAUCUAACUGUGGACUGUUGGAAAAUGAUCUUUUUGUGAUUUAUGCAGUGGCUGGAUUGGAACUUUUAAUAUGCUAAUGUGGAAAAUUCAUUACCUUUAUAAAGGUGAUAUAUUAAAAAUAAGCACAGUAACCCCUCAAAAGUUGUCUUACCUACUUAAAAACUUUUAACGGAUUGCACCUCUGUAAGCUAUUCCUAAAAUGUGUAUGAUAUAUUUGAAAAGGCUUCCAUUAAUAUAAUAGCUUUGCUUGCAGCCUUCCAAUAUAUGUUGGUUUACCUGUAGUGUUUCCUAAAGUGUGGUCAGAGGCCACUAUAGAAUGUUAUUGUUUGGAAGUAUAGUGAUAUAUUUGUGUUUUUAUUUCAAGUAAGUCAUUUUAACCAAAUGUUUAUUCAUAUUCAUUUAUAAGAAGUACCUGUAUCAGAAAAAAUUUAUAAGUAAACAUUCAGUAUUAUUUGAUUAUAUUUGUGUUUCUUUUAACGUUGAAUUUCUUCUUUUAUUGAUUAUUUCUAAUGCUACAAGAAUGCUGUAAAGUGUCUUUUAAAAUAAUGAUGUAGCCUGACAAGACAUUUUUGUCAGUUUAUAAAACUAAAUAGUAUUAUGCACUUAUUUGACCUUGUGAAAUCCUUCCUCAGUGUAAGUGCAUUUCUAAUAAAAUUAUUGAGUGAAACAAUCUUUGUACAACUACUAGUUAUGCAUCAUCAGUAAUUUUAUAAGUUCUUGUAGUACGCAAUGGGUAUUACUAGCAUUAUCUAUAGCAUGAUUAUGCAUUCUGUAGUAUUAAUUUGGGGUUCUUUUGCUUUUAUAACACUUAGAUUAUCUUACUGGUUCAACAUUUUUCUGAUAUAUGCAGUAUUAAAUAUAUUCAUCAAAAGUAUUAAUGGGCUUCUUGAAUUCUAUAUUAUAGUGUUUCAGUUCUGUGUCUACAGUUUGUGAUGAUUUUUAAAACUGUCUUUUAAAUUUAUGUAAUGAUGUUGACCCUUUGGGCUUUUAUUUCUGGUAUUAGAAUUUGUAUUUCCACAGAGUGCUUUGUAGCAGGCAUUACAAUUAAUCUGUUUUGUACAUAAAUGUGCCAACAGCUUGAUGGUGGCGUUUUUGAAAUGUAGAACAAAGUGCUUGCAAAAUGUAAUAAAUACAGUUGUGUACUUUGUGUACUUA
This is a messenger RNA of Jaculus jaculus (lesser Egyptian jerboa), 3318 nucleotides long. RefSeq names its product glycoprotein M6A (gene Gpm6a). Lineage: Eukaryota; Metazoa; Chordata; Mammalia; Rodentia; Dipodidae. The record is from RefSeq and is a predicted model, not a curated record. The transcript is spliced from 7 exons. Gene Ontology annotation, cellular component: axonal growth cone; filopodium; plasma membrane. Gene Ontology annotation, biological process: neuron projection development. Bases 542 to 1378 code for a protein of 278 amino acids.